This is a messenger RNA of Papaver somniferum (opium poppy), 1346 nucleotides long. Its product is annotated as GDSL esterase/lipase At4g26790-like. Bases 87 to 1151 code for a protein of 354 amino acids. The transcript is spliced from 3 exons. Gene Ontology annotation, molecular function: hydrolase activity, acting on ester bonds. The record is from RefSeq and is a predicted model, not a curated record. Lineage: Eukaryota; Viridiplantae; Streptophyta; Magnoliopsida; Ranunculales; Papaveraceae.
UCCCAUAACUCUUCCCACAACAUCAUUUAUUUAUACCUCAGCGGCUCAACUUUGCUCACCAUCUCUGCAUAAAAAAACAAGAAACAAUGGCAGCCAAAUUUACACCAUCCUGCUUCCUACUUAUAUCUCAAUUCAUAUUACUGCUAAAUAUUCAGAUAACCAGAGCAAAAGUUCCGGCUGUGAUCGUAUUCGGCGACUCCUCAGUAGACACCGGAAACAACAACGGAAUUCAAACAAUUCUCAAGAGUAAUUUCAAACCCUAUGGCCGUGAUUUCCAAGGUGGUCAAGCUACUGGUAGAUUCUGCAAUGGUCGUGUUCCAUCUGAUUUUAUAUCCGAGGCAUUUGGCUCUAAACCAUUCGUACCCGCAUAUUUGGAUCCAAAUUAUGGUAUAAAUGACUUUGCUGUCGGAGUAGAUUUUGCUUCCGCUGGAACAGGUUAUGAUAAUGCGACAGCGGCCGUCAUGUCUGUGAUACCUCUAUGGCAAGAACUGGAAUAUUACAAGGAGUAUCAGCAGAAGUUAAGAGCGUCCACCGGUGACGUAAAGGCGAACGAGAUAAUAAGUGAAGCGUUAUAUUUACUGAGUCUUGGAACAAAUGAUUUCCUGGAAAACUAUUACAUGCCGCUGUCGAAUCGAUCAAGGCAAUAUACAAUAGAAGAGUACCAGAACUUUCUUAUCGGAAUUGCAGAGAAUUUCAUUACGGAAUUAUAUAAACUCGGAGCAAGGAAGAUAUCUCUUGGUGGGUUAUGUCCAAUUGGGUGUUUGCCGUUAGAAAGAAGUAGAAAUAUGUUUACCGGAAGUGGGUGCAAUGAAGAUUACAAUAAAAUUGCUAGAGAUUUUAAUGGAAAGCUAAGUGGAUUGACUGACAAACUGAAUCAACAGCUAUCUGGGAUUAGAUUGGUUCUUUCAAAUCCAUAUGAUAUAUUCUUCGAGAUGAUGACGAAACCUUCACAGUUUGGAUUUGAGAGUGCGGCAGUGGCAUGUUGUGCAACGGGGAUUUUCGAAAUGGGGUAUUUGUGUGAUGCAAGCAACCCUUUUACUUGCAAAGACGCCAACAAAUAUUUGUUUUGGGAUGCUUUCCACCCAACCGAAAGGACAAAUCACAUUGUUGCCGAUCAUCUUGUAAAGACUGUUCUGGCUCAGUUUCUGUAAUUCAAAACGUUAGAUUACAUUAGGUACUUUGUGUGCUGGGUGGUGGUGGUGGUAUAGAUGAUAUUAUAUAAAUAUUGUUGAUGGUAGUUUCUCUUUUCGUUCUUUUUCUUGUUUGAUUGAAGACUUGAUUCAAGUCCAGAAUUAUCAUGCAUGAGUUUUGGUGAAAAAUGUAAUAAACGCUGGUGAAAAAUGCUA